Messenger RNA from Phascolarctos cinereus (koala), 1717 nucleotides. RefSeq names its product isovaleryl-CoA dehydrogenase (gene IVD). The record is from RefSeq and is a predicted model, not a curated record. Gene Ontology annotation, molecular function: flavin adenine dinucleotide binding; 3-methylbutanoyl-CoA dehydrogenase activity. Gene Ontology annotation, cellular component: mitochondrion. Gene Ontology annotation, biological process: L-leucine catabolic process. Lineage: Eukaryota; Metazoa; Chordata; Mammalia; Diprotodontia; Phascolarctidae.
CAAAAGGCUAAGGUCCCAAUUGAGAGCAGUGAUGGCGGUUGCAGCUUGGCAGGGUUGUGCCCGCCUGUCUUGGUGGAGAGUGCGGCCGGCCGCGCUCUUCGCCUCACGGCGGGGCUAUUCGACGAUGCCAGUGGAUGACACGAUAAACGGGCUGAACGAAGAGCAAAAACAGAUGCGACAGACCGUGUUCAGAUUCCUUCAGCAACAUUUAGCUCCCAAGGCCCGUGAAAUUGAUCAGACCAAUGAGUUCAAGGACCUUCGGGAAUUCUGGAAGCAACUGGGGCACCUUGGAGUGUUGGGCAUCACAGUCCCUGCUCAAUAUGGUGGCUCAGGCCUGGGCUUUCUGGACCAUGUAGUAGUAAUGGAGGAGAUAUCCCGAGCCUCUGCAUCUGUGGGACUCAGUUAUGGAGCCCAUUCCAACCUAUGUGUCAAUCAGCUUGUACGAAAUGGAAAUGAAACCCAAAAGGAGAAAUACCUCCCCAAGCUCAUCAGUGGGGAACACAUUGGAGCCUUGGCCAUGAGUGAGCCCAGUGCUGGUUCUGAUGUUGUGUCUAUGAAGCUGAAAGCUGAGAAGAAAGGGGAUUACUAUAUCCUGAAUGGCACAAAGUUUUGGAUCACCAAUGGACCGGAUGCUGAUGUCCUCAUUGUCUAUGCCAAGACAGAUAUGUCUGCUGUGCCAGUUUCUCGAGGUAUCACAGCCUUCAUCGUGGAGAAGGGCAUGCCUGGAUUUAGCACGUCCCAGAAGCUAGACAAGCUGGGAAUGAGGGGCUCUAACACCUGUGAGCUGAUCUUUGAAAACUGCAAGGUGCCUGUCUCCAAUGUCCUGGGUCACCUGAAUAAGGGUGUGUAUGUACUGAUGAGUGGACUGGAUCUGGAGCGGUUGGUGCUGGCUGGCGGGCCUCUGGGGAUCAUGCAAGCCGUCCUGGAUCACACCAUCCCCUACCUGCAUGUGAGGGAAGCCUUUGGCCAAAAGAUCGGCCAUUUUCAACUGAUGCAGGGGAAAAUGGCAGACAUGUACACCCGCCUCACAACCAGUCGGCAAUACGUCUAUAAUGUUGCCAAAGCUUGUGAUGAGGGACAUCAUACUCCCAAGGACUGUGCAGGUGUGAUCCUUUACGCAGCAGAGUCAGCCACACAAGUGGCUCUGGAUGGCAUCCAGUGCCUAGGUGGCAAUGGAUACAUUAAUGAUUUCCCUAUGGGACGCUUUCUUCGAGAUGCCAAGCUGUAUGAAAUCGGGGCUGGGACCAGUGAGAUUCGGAGGCUAGUCAUUGGCCGGGCCUUCAAUGAGGCCUUCAAGUAACCCCUAAAAGCACAUACUACCUACCACUGUGGAAGUGGAGGAGGAGGAGGAGAAAGUGGUGCUUCUGGCAUGAUGCCCAGCAGGACCUGUGAUGACCCUUUGGCUUCUUGCCUGCUUGAAUUUCUCUGUUAGCUAGCCCCAGAUUCUGUGUCAUCUCUCAAAUGUCGUCCUAGGAUAAGCCACACAGUGUACUAUCCCUUAGCUUUUCCUUCCUGCACUCUUAUUUUUAAGAGUACAAGUAAAAUCAGAUUUAAGUGGCCACCAAGAGUAGUCUUCAGGGGGAAUUUUGGGAAGGGAAAGAUCUUAGAGGAGCAGCAUGAGGGUACAUCUGUGUGACCUUACUUCAAGUAAAAUCUGGUUUAAAUGAUCAGGAGCCAAUGGUCUGAGUGCAAAUUGAAGUAUAAUUUUCACACUUUA